Alternaria rosae is the source of this 2462-nucleotide messenger RNA. RefSeq names its product iron-sulfur clusters transporter atm1, mitochondrial precursor. Gene Ontology annotation, biological process: transmembrane transport; intracellular iron ion homeostasis. Gene Ontology annotation, molecular function: ATP binding; ABC-type transporter activity; ATP hydrolysis activity. The transcript is spliced from 3 exons. Lineage: Eukaryota; Fungi; Ascomycota; Dothideomycetes; Pleosporales; Pleosporaceae. The record is from RefSeq and is a predicted model, not a curated record. Gene Ontology annotation, cellular component: mitochondrial inner membrane. Bases 170 to 2263 code for a protein of 697 amino acids.
AGCCCUGCCGCCCAAAACGCGCUAGACAACGUGGGAUGCAUGGCUGCGGCUGUCUAGGUACUCACGAGCAAACACUCUCUUGUCAUCUUGUCUUGUUCCCGCCAUUGAAGCUUUCCAAAGCUUCUCUCUUCUAUGACAGCGGUUCAGAGACCUAACAUGUGACAUCGCCAUGUUAAUCCAACCACUCGCCCGCGCCGCCAGUCGGCCGGGUCUUCGACCGUCCAGUUUGCGCCCGCAUCCUCUACACCACGGCAUUCGCGUAUUCACCUGCUCUCCGCUGCACAGGAAAGAUGCGCAUGGCCAGCGGCCAAAGCCCGGCUCUAAGCCUGCAAUCGAAGCGACCAAGCCUGCCGCCGACCCCGCCGCUACCAAAGUCGCAAAGUCGGAUCCAUUGCUGCAAGAACAAGUCCUGACCAACAAGGAACAGCGCAAGGCUGACUGGGCCAUAAUGAAAGAGAUGUCGGCAUACUUGUGGCCCAAGGACAACAUGGGCACGCGCUUCAGGGUCGGCAUCAGUCUGGGCUUGCUGGUAGGCGCAAAGCUGCUGAACGUCCAAGUCCCCUUCUACUUCAAGAGCAUUGUAGACGCCAUGAACAUAGACUUUGCGGCUGUUGGCGGCACAGCGACCACAGUGGCAGGCUCUAUGAUCAUCGCAUACGGAAUGACUCGUAUUGGCGCCACUGUCUCCCAAGAACUCCGCAAUGCCGUCUUUGCCAGUGUCGCCCAGAAGGCUAUUCGUAAAGUCGCUUGCAGUGUCUAUGAUCAUCUGCUAAGGCUGGACCUGAGUUUCCAUCUAUCGAGGCAAACAGGAGGACUGACACGCGCCAUUGAUCGCGGAACCAAGGGUAUCAGCUUCUUGUUGACUGCCAUGGUCUUCCACAUCUUCCCUACAGCAUUAGAGAUUUCGUUAGUUUGCGGUAUCCUGACAUACCAAUAUGGUUGGCAAUUCGCUCUCAUCACAGGCACAACCAUGACCGCCUACUCUGUCUUCACCAUCAUGACCACUUCAUGGCGGACCAAGUUCAGGAAGCAGGCCAACGCCGCAGACAACAAGGCUGCGACUGUUGCUGUCGACUCCAUGAUCAACUACGAGGCAGUGAAGUACUUCAACAACGAAAAGUACGAAGUCGGCCGCUACGACAAGGCUCUGAAAGACUACGAGAAGGCUUCCAUCAAGGUCGCCACCUCCCUCGCCUUCCUCAACUCGGGUCAAAACAUCAUCUUCUCCUCCGCUUUAACCGCCAUGAUGUACCUCGCCGCCAACGGCGUGGCCACCGGUCAACUGACCGUCGGCGACCUCGUCAUGGUGAACCAGCUCGUCUUCCAGCUCUCCGUCCCCCUCAACUUCCUCGGCUCCAUGUACCGCGAACUACGCCAAAGUCUCCUAGACAUGGAGACGUUGUUCAACCUCCAAAAGGUAAACGUAGCCGUCAAGGACAAGCCCGACGCCAAGCCCCUCGCCCUGAAGACCGGAGAAAUUAGAUUCGAAAACGUAUCCUUUGGCUACCGACCCGACCGCCCCAUCAUCAAGAACCUCAACCUCACCAUCCCUGCCGGCAAGAAAGUCGCCAUCGUCGGUCCUAGCGGCUGCGGAAAGUCUACCAUCCUGCGUCUUCUCUUCCGUUACUACGACGCACAAGAAGGCCGCAUUCUGAUUGAUGGCCAAGACAUUCGUGAUGUUACGCUAGAUAGCUUGAGGAGGGCUAUUGGUGUCGUACCGCAGGAUACCCCACUCUUCAACAACACUAUCCAGCACAACAUCCACUAUGGUAACCUAGAAGCGACACAAGAACAAGUCAUCGAAGCGGCAAAGAAAGCGCGUAUUGAUGAGAGUAUCAGCCGCUUCCCCGAUGGCUACGAGACCAUGGUUGGUGAGCGUGGAAUGAUGAUUUCAGGUGGUGAGAAGCAAAGAUUAGCCAUCGCGAGACUUGUUCUUAAGGACCCGCCGUUCUUGUUCUUCGAUGAAGCUACAUCCGCCCUAGACACGCACACCGAGCAAGCCCUCCUCUCACAUAUCAACUCGCUUGUCAAAGAGAAACGCCGCACGUCCGUCUUCGUCGCCCAUCGUCUGCGCACUAUUUACGACUCCGAUGUUAUUAUCGUGUUGCGCGAGGGCAAUGUAGCGGAGAGUGGAACGCAUCAGUAUCUUAUUGAUCGGGAUGGUUUGUACAGUGAGCUUUGGAGUGCGCAGGAGACUAUGUUUGUGGAGAAGGAGGAGGAGAGUGGUGAGAGUGGAGAGAAAGAUGGGGAGAAGAAGAAGUAGAUGAUGGUUGGGAUUUGACGUAAUGUAGGAUAGUGGAGUGUUUGUGGAUGACGGUUAUAAAUAUACGGUUUUCGUCGAGUCGCCAAGUGCGUUUAGGGUACUGCUUAUACAACGACUUGAAGGGUAUAUGGCGUCGAGAUGUAGCAGAGAAUAGACGGUAAGUUGAGCCGGAGUACCCCAUAGUACGCUAACGUUGCAG